Molecule: messenger RNA, 4243 nt
Organism: Pocillopora meandrina
Lineage: Eukaryota; Metazoa; Cnidaria; Anthozoa; Scleractinia; Pocilloporidae
Source: the annotation of a GenBank genome assembly
AUGGAAACUAAGAGCCUCGUAGCUUUGUUUCUUGUUUCGUGCAUUUUUGUCUCCAUCUGUUUUCAACCCGCCGCCUCUCAAGGUCUUCGAUGGGGAAGAGAAUAUGAAGAGGAAGAAGAAAAGCAUCGAGUGAAUCCAGUGAAAGCCGAUUAUCUCAGGCGCAAAGAGAUGCACAGAACAUUUGAAGAUGCCGCAGAUGAGGGUAAGAAAUUACAAAAAAAAAGACUGAAGAAAGUGAACGAAAAAAACUAGCGCCGAACAACAUUGUUAAUGGGAAUGAAACGUCUGGUUCCUUAAAAUAUAAAACGCAGGAAUAUGACAACAAAUAUUCUGCAGUCGCCUCUUCAUGGUUUGAUCAUCGCCAUCGUUAACCACUCACCCACCCACCCUAAACCAUUUUCGCCCAUCCCCCUCCCUCGUUCUCUUGUGGUUUGUUUUUAUCUCCUUUGUGUUUUUCUUUUCAAGGAAACUGCUAUGUUAAGUUGUCAUUUUAUUUGAAGGAAAUUAUCUAUGACUCAAAAUAUAGUGAUGUUGAAAUAUUCAAAGAAGAACAGAGAAAGUAAAAGAAAAACAAACAAACUGAAAAACUUCGCCUACUCUGGCAUUUGCUUGGCAUUCACUUCGGUUAUACAAUUAACUGACUGAUGGUCGAUCAUUGCAGUUUAGCACUGAUCUAGGCAUUAAAAACACAAUCCUAAGAAAAAGAAAUCGGUCUUCUAGUUUUGUUUUGAUGCCGUGUUUGACUUACUACGAUAAUAAUGGUGCUGACGAUUACAAAAAGGUCCUGUCAAUUUUAGAAAUCUCAUAAAGAAUUAUAUUUGCAUUGUAGCCGACUUUGAUUAUAGCAGACAAUGAGUUCUACUGGAAUAUUCUACACACCAAAACGGACUGGACUGGACAUUUGAUUGAAUCACUGAGCUUUCAUAGCCCGUUACUAUGGGAAAAAUUAACUUUUAAUUGAUGCAUGAUUAUUAUUUAGUAGAGGAGAUAAGUUAAGCUUGUAAAUGAGUUAAAAAAUCAUACGGAAAUAAAACGCAGUCUGAACGAUGUCAGAUUAAAAGGAACCAGACUUUUGUGUAGUGACAGCUAAAACCCGUGCACAAAGAAGGGAGAGAACCACGGUUACCAGGUCAAUAAACGUCUGAAAUCUUCAAAACUUUCGAGAGAAACAUUUUUUUUAAACCAUAACCGUUAAAUCACAGCUAUUGUCCCUUACCUGAGAGUAUGUUAAGCUCGCUUAGUAGGUGACCGCAGUGGGUCAUUUAGGGAAAUUUGAUAACAACUCACGUGUGGUGUGCCUAUUUACAUCUCUCGGCAAAAAGACACCGUGGGAGUAAACUAUUUGACAACGGGUGUUAGCCACAAAACACACUGAGAUAACAAAUUAUACGAUGAGGUUCUGGUGCCUUGAGGCUAUUAAAUCUCUCAGAGCGAGUAGCGGUGCUUAAGGGUACAACGUCGGCACUUUGCUUCUGAUUGCGGUGUUUUCGCAUUAAGUAUGUAAAUUAAACAUAGAUCUGGCCGAUUGCAUCCCAUCCUGCUUUCAUCGACAGAGAUCUGCUUGCAGAGAGUUUUGAUUGUUAAUCAGUGGCGCAAACAUGAAGCGCCAAUUUGCCAAAGCAACUGUAAAUGGUUUCGCAAUAAACAUUUACAUUUAAGUCUUGAUUAAAGCAAUCACCAGCGAAGAAAAGCUAUAGUGUACUGACAAUCGAAAAAUUGGACAAUUAAACACAAAGAUAAAGAUAGGUAGAGAGACAGAAAAAAAAUGUUUUAACUAUCAAAGAUGAUGCGAGCUUCAGAUUUCAAGCGUAGACACCAGUUGAAAGAAAACUAAAACGAAAAAAAAAGCUAAAUAUUUAAUAAAUACAAGAUCAAUUUUCAAAAAACCCAAAGCAAGUAUACCCCUUAAAAAUUAUAUUUGUUGCGUAAAGCAAAAAUGGAGUCAGCAAUUCUGAACUAAAUUUCAGUUAACCGACUAAAUUUUCUUCAAAUAUAUAGUUCAAACUCAGCUCACUCAGUUCCCAGGGUCAAGUCAGUUUCCAUCAUAUUAAUAGGCUUUGAGUAAAGAAGCUCAGGUGCAUUAUUGCCGAAUAAAAAGUCAGCAUGAUUCGAGCCUUGAAUCUCUUUGAAGUAUUUCAAGUUGGUUAUCCGGUCUUUUAGAAGUCGUACAUCUGUCGGGCUGGCAAGUUUGUCAUUUGAACCCGAGAAGAGAGCGGUUGGAGUCUUCAUGUCUUCUACAUGGUACUCUGGAGCUUCAAGCUGAUUUAAAAGACAAAUGGCAUGAAAUUGGGGUAACGAACGAAUGCCUGACUGUUAGUGACCAGCGAGCCGGUCAACCGACUCAUUGACCGACAUACCAAUCGACUCAUUGACCAAUUUGCCACCUGGAUAGAAAGUAUGGAGUAGUGGUUCUCUGAUGGAUUGACUAAUUCACUGAUUUCCCACCAAAACUCUUAAUAGAAUGGACAAUCUUCUCGGUGUAUGGGCUUUCUGGCUGACCUUCCUCUCGCCCUCACCAACUUGCCCCCCACCCCCAUCCCCUCCCCCAUCAAUGCCCGGGUAGGCCGGCUCUCCGGCUUUCCAACUAACUGACGGUCUAGUGGAGCUUUGAUUACAACUGACAAUGCUUUAAAACGAGUCUCUCAUAAAUUACUGAAACAGUGGUAAUAAGUACCUGGCCGUAAGUUCUAUAAUUGGAGAAGAAUCCAUAAUCAUACUGGGCACAUUUCUUUGACAACACCAUCUGAAAUAAAACAUGAACAACGGUAUUUCCAUAAAUAGGAAACAACUAUCCACAUCAGCCAUAGCAGCUGUUAUAAACAAAGAUCCAAAUAGCAAUUUGGAAACAGUUUUCAAUAUUUUAUAAUAACAGCUACAUUAUUUCCGUCUAGUUAGUUAGCUAUUUAAUAACACCAAACGUCACUGUUUGAAACAGCUGUGUCUGCAGCACAUUGUGAAUAUUACGGCGCAUAUUAUUUUUUUUCAUUACUUUUCUUAACCAUUUUAAAAUCAAUCCGAGACAUGUUCAUGUUCAGCUUUAAGUGUUUCAACGGCAGGAACCAAGGUGUCAUCUCGCUAGAAUUUCAAACACUUGCUCACAACUUUUCUUUUUCAAGAAUUGUAUAGUCCACAAACGAAUAUUUCAUCAUUAACCCUGGAUUCAAGAAAUCUUUCACUGAAAAUGAACAAAGGACUGAUGUCGAAAGCAGCCUCUAAAAUGGUUUAUACAUCUAUUUACUGUGAAAUAUCUCAAUCGAAAGAGUAUUAAAUUUUUGAUUUGUCAAGCACCAUUUGCUUUAAAAGGGCAAAUUAUAGAUGAAAUAUUUCUCGUGCUCUUAGGAUUUAGUAGACUUUUAUCUUUCCUUUUCAUCUUUUCUCUUUCAGCCAACUAAAAGAUGGAAACCAAGAGCCUUGUAGCUUUGUUUCUUGUUUCGUGCAUUUUUGUCUCCAUCUGUUUUCAACCCGCCGCCUCUCAAGGUCUUCGAUGGGGAAGAGAAUAUGAAGAGGAAGAAGAAAAGCAUCGAGUGAAUCCAGUGAAAGACGAUUAUCUCAGGCGCAAGGAGAUGCACAGAACAUUCGAAGACGCCGCAGAUGAGGGUAAGAAAUUACAAAAAAAAAGACUGAAGAAAGUGAAAGAAAAAAACUAGCGCCGAACAAGAUUGCCAAUGGGAAUGAAACGCCUAGUUCCUUAAGAUAUAAAACGCAACAUUGUGUUAACUAAAAUUCUCCAGUCGCCUCUUCGUGGUUUGAUCAUCGCCAUCGUUAACCACUCACCCUAAACCAUUUUCAUCCAUCCCCAUUCCUCGUUCUCUUGUGGUUCGUUUUUACCUCUUUUGUGUUUCUCUUUCCAAGGAAACUGUUAUGUUAAGUUGUCAUUUUAUAUGAAGGAAAUUAUCUAUGACUCAAAAUAUAGUGACGUUAAAAUAUUCAAAGAAAAAGAGAAAAAAUAAAAGAAAAACUGAAAACGUCGCCUACUCUGACAUUUGCUGAGCAUUCACUUCGGUUAUACGAUUAACAGACUGAUGGUCGAUCAGUGCAGUUUAGCACUGAUACAGGAAUUAAAACACAAUUCUAAGAGAAAAUCGGCCUUUUAGUGUUGUUUUCAUGCAGUUCGUUUGAUGUCGUGUUUCACAUACUAAGAUAAUAAUGGGCUGACGACUACAAAAAGGUCUAGUCAGAUUUAGUAAUCUCAUGAAAAUUUACUUUUUGCAUUGUAGCCGACUUUGAUUAUAACAGACGCUGA